AUGACCAAGACUGUUGAUGAAGCUAAGGUUCUUAUUGAGAAUCUUGCAGCUAGUGAUUGUAACAACUGUCCUGAUUAUGACCGCUCAAGCCGCACCACUACUAGCUCCCCUGAUUCUUUUCAAAUGACUGAACUCAAGAACAUGAUGGCUCAAGUUCUUAAGGGACAGCUCAAGCAUAUCAAUGCAAUAGAAGGGAUGAGUGAUGCUAAUGAAGAUUCAUCAAGAGAAUGCAUGGGAGAUUUCUCUAAUGAAGCCAAUGAAGAAGAUGUGAACUACAUUGGAAACUAUGGGAACAAGGGAUACAAUCCAAGCUAUCGCCCAAACCCCAACAUGUCUUAUAGAAACCCCAAUGUGGAGAAUCCUCAAGACCAAGUGUAUCCUCCAAGGUAUCCACAACAACAAAGACCUCCUUACCAAUCUCAAGGAAGUCAAUUUCAGCCAAGGCAAGGAUAUGAGCAGAGAUCAUCAUAUCCGCCCAAGGAGCCAUAUGCUUCUUCACCAAAUCAAGCUCCUCCAAACCAACAAGGUGGGAGAUUUGAAGGAAUCCUCCAACAGAUCAUGGAUGGCCAGAAGAGAAACACUAAAGAGAUGUAUGAGAAGAUGGACACUUUGUUCAGCAAUCUCAACACCAAGUAUGAUGCUGUUGCCACUCAUGUGAAGAAACUAGAGACUCAAGUCACUCAAACUAUGGAAGCUGUUAAGAGACAGGAAGCUGAAUCCAAGAAGUCCUUUUGCAACUCAGCCGCCAUAGAAGAAAGAUUUGAAGACCAAGUUCCAGAAUGGAUGCUUUCAAAACCUACUGUUGAUUGCAUGAUUUGGCCUGAAGAGAAUUACCCAGAGAGAGAGUCCAAUCGAGCUAGAAAGAGAAGACUCUUCCCAAAGAUUAUCCCCAAGACAGAUAACUCAGGAAAGUUUGUGUGCCUUGUAUCAUCAAAGAUUGGAAAUUGCUCUAUCCCUACUGAUUUCCAGAUUGUGGAAAUGAGAGAGAGUAGCCAUAGACCUCUCAUAUUUGGAACCCCUUUCCUGUCUACUGUGGGUGCCAUAUUUGAUUUCCCCAAUCAAAGAAUCUCUUUCAACAAGGUGAACAAGGGUAUGUUCUUCCCUAUGUGUUCAACAAAGAACUCUUUUGUUGACAUGGUCCAAGAGGAGAAAGCUACUUUGAAGCCACCCCAAGAAGGAGAAACUGAAGAAACAAUCAAGGAAGAUCCCAUUCCUAAGCCCAAGCAGCUUGCCAAACAAGCAAGGAGUAAGACUAAGGCCCCUACACCAAAACCGCCCAAGGGAUCAACCAAGAUUGAAGAUGAGGCCAAGCCAAGAAGAAGGUUAGAAAACCUAGGCAGUAGUGCCAAGGGACAUUCAUGGAGAGAUUGUCUAUCCAGCUGUGAAUCACCCACCAGAUACUCAUUGCAAGGAGAAAAGACUUGGAGGAUCAAAGAUGCCUCUUGUCUCCAUCUUCUCCUGAGCGCCAAGCCUUACAGUCAAGCUAAAGACUUAAAACAAGCGCUGCAUGGGAGGCAACCCAUGAGGAUAGAAGGAGAAAAAGGUGUGAAAACACAAUCCGCGCCAAAACAUUGGCCGCGGACGGCGAGCCGGGAAGGAACAAGCCGUGCUCGGCCGGAUUCGCUCACAUCGCGACAGAAACCGUUCGCGCGGCACGCACGAACCGGGAAGAUAGGCCGCGAUCGGCCGAAAUUUUCGUAUCGGAACGGACCGACCGUGCCGGUCGAUCCGGGAAACAACGCUCGGCCUCGGCCGAAAUUCUCGGCCAAAACAAUUUGGCCGACCAAAUCGCUCGACCGCGACAAAUCCAUCGGCCAUCGGCCCAAACUUUUCUAG
This is a messenger RNA of Microthlaspi erraticum, 1836 nucleotides long. The record is from the annotation of a GenBank genome assembly. NCBI's taxonomy places the organism in Eukaryota, Viridiplantae, Streptophyta, Magnoliopsida, Brassicales, Brassicaceae.